Rosa chinensis is the source of this 2622-nucleotide messenger RNA. RefSeq names its product wall-associated receptor kinase-like 10. Gene Ontology annotation, molecular function: ATP binding; calcium ion binding; protein serine/threonine kinase activity. Gene Ontology annotation, biological process: protein phosphorylation; cell surface receptor signaling pathway. The transcript has 4 exons. Gene Ontology annotation, cellular component: plasma membrane. The record is from RefSeq and is a predicted model, not a curated record. Lineage: Eukaryota; Viridiplantae; Streptophyta; Magnoliopsida; Rosales; Rosaceae. The coding region runs from base 670 to 2415 and encodes 581 amino acids.
GUUGUUUGAAAUUUCUCAUGAUAAAAAAAUCUUCAUUCAAUUAGAUCUCGACCAUAAAUAUGAUCGUAGCUUAGUCAAUUACGGCAAGUUGGAAUCAAUAGCUUCUUCCCUUUUCUUUGAUCGAUUGAAGCACGAAGGUGCUUCUAUCAUACUUCUUCCAGAGUAUAUGUUCGAUCAGACAAAUUAGUGAUGAUGGAAAUUCUAGUUCAUCAAAUGAUAUUCAUUUUGCUGUUAUCCAUAUGCCACGCAAGUACUGCUGCACCUCAGAUGGCAAAGCGUGAUUGCCCAGAGAAGUGUGGAAAUGUUAUCAUCCGGUACCCUUUCGGGAUUGGACCUAAUGAAAGUUGUUACUAUGACGAAUGGUUUCAAAUCGACUGCAACGAGGGGAAGCCUUUCUUGAGGCGUACCAAAUUGGAGGUGCUGAAUAUAUCGACCGAAUUCGAAAGAAAUCAAACGCUUAAGGUGUACAGCCCCGUUACAUUCUUCUGCGAGUGAAACAAUAGAAGCCAAGCUACGGAUUUAACCGACAGCCCUUUCGUCUACUCUCGGAGGUACAGCAUAUUCACUGCAGCGAGUUGCAAUUCCUUUGCCACGUUUAGUUCCGCUGACUUUGUUGUUGGCGGAUGCAGAUCAGUGUGUGAUCAAGAUUAUGCAGACCUGGGUUGCGAUAUGGGUAUCAACUGUUGUCAGACUAGUAUUCCUCGAUACCUCACUGUUAAUAAUCUUACCUUUGAGAAUACUACAGAUUGCAAUAGGUUUGCCUUCCUGGUUGACAAAGAUUGGUUUCAGUACACAUUCGAUUCAACACCAACAAUUUCUCAGAUGCAGAGGAUGGGCAAGGUUCCUGUGACACUAACCUGGAGCAUAAACAACCACAGUGGGCCAUUUGAUUUUGACAUGUCCAUUGUUUUUGUUAACGGGUCCACUGACUUUAAUGAGUUUAAUCGGUAUCGAGAUGUUGAUGCCAACCCGAAUUGCUAUGUUUCUCAUUCUCGCGCAUUCAAUUGGUCAGUACUUUAUUGUUACUGCCCCAAGGGCUACGAGGGUAAUCCGUAUCUCGGGCCAUAUUCUUGUCACGACAUUGAUGAAUGCCAAGGUUCUCACCCACCCUGUCGCAACAGCAAGUGCGUGAACGAGUAUGGUUCAUUCCGAUGUGAGGACGACGGGAGAAAGGCUAAAUUGAUCCUUGCCACAGGUUUGAGCUCGAGCCUUGGACUAUUAUUGUUGCUUAUUGGUGUAUGGUUUGGAUACAAACUCCUGAAGAAAAAGAAUGAGAUAAAACGAAAAAAGAUGCUCUUCAAGCGAAAUGGUGGUUUAUUAUUAGAACAACAAUUAUCGUCAGGUGAAGUUAAUGUCGAGAAAAUUAAAUUGUUCAAAUCACAUGAGUUAGAGAAGUCUACCGAUAAUUUUAAUAUGGAUAGAAUUCUUGGCCAAGGAGGUCAAGGUACUGUAUACAAAGGCAUGUUGGAGGACGGGAGAAUUGUUGCUGUGAAGAAGUCUAAAAUAGUUGAUGAAAGCCAACUUUCAGAAUUCAUCAAUGAGGUUGUCAUUCUUUCCCAAAUUAACCAUAGAAAUGUGGUUCAACUAUUGGGUUGUUGUUUAGAGACAGAAGUUCCUCUUUUGGUUUAUGAAUUUAUACCAAAUGGAACCCUUUCCAAGUAUAUUACAGAGCAGGUUGAAGACUUUCCACUCACAUGGAAAAUGCGCUUACGAAUUGCCACAGAAAUUGCAGGAGCUCUCUCAUACUUACAUUAUGCAGCUUCCUUUCCAAUUUAUCAUAGAGAUAUCAAGUCUACAAACAUACUUUUAGAUGAUAAAUACAGAACAAAAAUUGCUGACUUUGGAACUUCGAGAUCAAUUGCUAUUGACCAAACUCACCUGACCACAUCACUUGUACAUGGCACAUUUGGUUACUUGGACCCUGAAUACUUUCAGUCAAGCCAAUUUACAGAGAAAAGUGAUGUGUAUAGCUUUGGGGUUGUUCUUGUUGAGCUCUUAACAGGACAAAAACCAAUUUCUUUUCUAAGGUCAGAGGAUGAAGGCAGAAGUCUUGCCACAUAUUUCAUUAUUUCCAUGCACAAAGAUCGUCUAUUUGAAAUUGUUGAUGCUCAAGUUUUGAAGGAAGGAUCGAAAGAAGAUAUCAUAAUAGUGGCAAACCUUGCAAGAAGAUGUCUGAAUUUGAAUGGAAGGAAGCGCCCUACAAUGAGAGAGGUCACAUCUGAGCUAGAAGUGAUUCAAAUGACAGAAAAGACUUCUAGUGGUGAACAAAACUAUGAAGAGGUUGAAUUUGUCAAAACUGAAUUAGUCGAGCCAUGGGAUAUUGCUUCAAGUUCAACGGGAACAGGAUCAGCUUUGGAUGUUGGUCGGGUUUCAUCAUUCCAUGAAAUCCCCCUAUUAUCUUUCAAGUCAAGGUGAGCAAAAUAUUUCUUAGUUUUACCCAAAACAAGAAAAUAUGUUUCUUAGUUGCAAUAAUAUUCUAAUUGUGUUCUGUAUGUUAUAGACAUCAAAUAGAAAUAAUCUUUUAAACUAUAGGACAUCAUCCUACUGAUAGAGUUUGGGGAAAUUCUCCACCUUUAUAUGCUUGCAAUGCUCUUUUGUUUGACAAUUUGGGAAUAGAUUGUA